Molecule: messenger RNA, 1582 nt
Organism: Striga asiatica
Lineage: Eukaryota; Viridiplantae; Streptophyta; Magnoliopsida; Lamiales; Orobanchaceae
Source: the annotation of a GenBank genome assembly
AAAAAAAAAAAAAGAAGAAGAGAGGAUUGCAUAAUUUUCUACUUGUUAAGAGUGAGUUCUUGCAUGAGAUGUUUAGAGAUCAAUAUUUUGUACUACGUUAAUUUGUGAAGACCACGAAUAAUGCCUUUCGGAUUAGUCUCUGCCUGGAACAAACGUAGAAGAAGCAAGUCCGAAGAACAGAUCAAUCCUUGGACAUACAAACCUGUGGAACACUGGCAGAUAGAAUACAAAAAACCACCGGCAAAAAGGCGAAAUGCAUCAGCAGUAUUUACACUCAAAGAGAUGGAUGAGGCUACGUGUUCUUUUAGUGACGAAAAUCUGCUCGGAAAAGGAGGAUUUGGUCGAGUAUAUAAAGGCACUCUAAAGUCUGGUGAGGUUGUGGCAAUCAAGAAAAUGGAGCUACCUCCAUUCAGGAAAGCAGAAGGGGAGAGAGAGUUUCGUGUGGAGGUCGAUAUUUUGAGCAGAUUAGAUCAUCUGAAUCUCGUGAACUUAAUUGGAUAUUGUGCAGAUGGGAAGCACAGAUUUCUGGUAUACGAAUAUUUGCACAAAGGGAACCUGCAAGAUCACUUGAACGGAAUUCGAGAAGUAAAGAUGGAUUGGCCUUUGAGGCUCAAAGUAGCUAUUGGGGCAGCAAGGGGGCUUGCGUACCUCCACUCGGGUUCUGAUGUUGGGAUUCCUAUUGUUCAUAGAGACUUCAAAUCCACCAAUAUACUUCUUGAUGACAACUAUGAAGCAAAGAUAUCAGAUUUCGGGCUAGCGAAGUUAAUGCCUGACGGCCAGGAGACUUGCAUGACGGCUACUGUACUUGGAACUUUCGGCUAUUUUGAUCCUGAAUAUACAUUGACAGGAAAACUCACUCUCCAAAGUGACGUCUAUGCAUUUGGAGUUGUUCUACUCGAGCUUUUGACAGGAAAACAAGCAGUCGACCUGAACCAAGGACCAAACGAUCAAAACUUAGUAGUCCAGGUCAGGAAUAUACUCAAUGACAAGAAGAAACUGAAAAGGGUGAUUGAUCCUGAAAUGGGAAGGGGAUCAUAUACAAUGGAGUCGAUAGCCAUGUUUGCAAACCUAGCUUCACGAUGUGUACGAGUUGACAGUCAAGAGAGGCCUUCCAUGAUGGAAUGCGUGAAAGAACUUCAAAUAAUAAUGUACAUCAAUUCUAAAGGACUGGGAAUGACAAUGCAUGCACUCAGGAUGAUGUGAAACCACUGGGAUUCAGUAUUUUGCUCUCAAAACAAUAUUUUUAGUAUGAAAGUUAUUGAUGUUUGUUAAGAAUCUCAGACACAUCAGAGAUGUUGAUGUGCUAGUAGAGACUAAUGAAGGUUCAAGAUGGCUUAGUUUUUCUCAGUAAUGUAAAAGCGAUAAGAAAAAAGAGUAACAAUUUAAGACUAGGACAUACUCUGAGAUCCCAUCAUACUCUCAGCAUGCAAUGUUCAAACGCACAAAUGGAAUUAAUACACACAAAAUAACACAAAUGUGUGUAGGAGUAUGUAACUUUUAGUAUUUGUAUAACAUCUUAGUUGAUUAUAAAUGUACAAAGAUAGUUUCAGAAAUUGUAACUUUAUAAGUAGGUCAAGCAAUG